CUCAUAUAUCUCCAAGCAGCUGUUUGUUUUUUUUUCCUCGAAAAUUUUGGAGUUCAUUGAUGUCCAAACCAUCAAAAUAUAGCCAAUACCUGAUGUUUCUACAUAUCAGCCGUGAUCCCACUUUUGUAAGCCAGAACCAAUAUAUUUUCGGAAGACGUAAAGUUUGAGAGAAAUUAAAUAUGGAGGAGAUCUCUAUGUAAUCUUGUAUGCAAAAUCAAUAUGCCAGUUUAAAUGAUUUCUCUGCCUCUUAAUUAGAUAUUUUCCUUAAUUUAACUAAAUUCCUUUUAGAAGCUAGUAUGCAUGUGGAGUAUACGCAAGUAUGUAUGAUGUGUUCUGGUUUGGAUUGACCCGAUUGAUUAAUCACAAUCCCAGUUGCUCUUUCAAAAUUCAGUUGGACUAUGGCUGCACACCUGAGGAGGUGCAACAGCAUUUUCAGUCAACUGGUACGGUAAAUAGGGUGACUAUUUUGACUGAUAAGUUCGGCCAGCCGAAAGGUUUUGCUUACCUGGAGUUUGUUGAAACUGAGGCGGUGCAGAAUGCUUUACUUCUGAAUGAAUCUGAAUUGCGUGGCCGUCAGCUGAAGGUAUCUGCUAAGAGGAAUAAUGUUCCUGGGAUGAAACAAUAUCGAGGAAGACGUCCCAACCCUUAUUAUGGAUCAAGAAGGUCGUUCAUGCCUGGUCCACCUAUGUACCCUCCCUAUGGUUAUGGGCAAGUACUAGGGUUUAGUUUUUUUGGCUUUCACCCAUAACAAUGAAAUGAUGAGAAAAUGGAUUCUUUUACACGUUGAGGCUUGGGCUUGAAGCUUUUGAUACUUAAUAAUCAUGGUAUUUUGCAUAUAUAAAUAAGAAUCUUUCUGGUACUUGGAUUAGCGAAGAUAUCUGUUUACUCUUAAUUUUUUCUGGGGCAAAAAUAACUUAGUUCUUUACUUGGAAUAAAAUUGUACCAUUGGAUUAACAUUUCUUAAUUUGUGGUUUAAUUAGAGAUUCUGAUUUCUUCUCAUAUGUAGGAGGGUUCCAAGGUUUAGACGUCCUAUGCUCUACAGGCCAUAUUAACGAAUCUUGAUCGUCGUCUAUUGUUGUUCUAUAGAUACUGGAUGGUCGAUUAAGAAACCCUCGUUCCUCCAUAUUGUUAUUUUAGGGAUUUUUUGGUGAUAAGUACCAUUACAUGCAUUCCAAAAGGACAUAAAUUAGAUUCUUAAAUUUUGUAACUUUAUUUAGGCAUGUUAUUGUGCUAUUUAACUACAGCAGUUUACAACUUAAAUUUGGACAUACUGUUUUUUGUUAUCAUU
This is a messenger RNA of Olea europaea var. sylvestris, 1288 nucleotides long. RefSeq names its product polyadenylate-binding protein 1-like. NCBI's taxonomy places the organism in Eukaryota, Viridiplantae, Streptophyta, Magnoliopsida, Lamiales, Oleaceae. The transcript is spliced from 2 exons. Gene Ontology annotation, molecular function: RNA binding. The record is from RefSeq and is a predicted model, not a curated record. The coding region runs from base 320 to 748 and encodes 142 amino acids.